Merops nubicus (carmine bee-eater) is the source of this 321-nucleotide messenger RNA. Its product is annotated as glucosylceramidase-like. The transcript is spliced from 3 exons. The annotation marks the transcript as partial. Gene Ontology annotation, biological process: glucosylceramide catabolic process. Lineage: Eukaryota; Metazoa; Chordata; Aves; Coraciiformes; Meropidae. Gene Ontology annotation, molecular function: glucosylceramidase activity. The record is from RefSeq and is a predicted model, not a curated record.
CAGAAGGUGAAGGGUUUCGGCGGCUCGGUCACUGAUGCAGCAGCUCUGAACAUCCUUUCCUUGCCAGAAACAGCCCAGAAUCACCUGCUGCGCUCGUAUUUCUCUGAUGAAGGGCUGGAGUACAACCUCGUCCGGCUCCCCAUGAUCCCUCUCCUGCACCGAGCCUUGGCCAUGAGCAAGCGGCCGCUGUCGCUGUAUGCCAGCCCCUGGACUUCCCCAACCUGGAUGAAGACCAGCGAGUCCUAUGUGGGGAAGGGCACACUGAAGGGGCAGGCAGGGGACAAGUACCACAAGACCUGGGCCAACUACUUUAUAAGGUAA